Molecule: messenger RNA, 6123 nt
Organism: Zootoca vivipara (common lizard)
Lineage: Eukaryota; Metazoa; Chordata; Lepidosauria; Squamata; Lacertidae
Source: RefSeq, a predicted model, not a curated record
CAUGCCGGAGGCGCCAGAGCGGAAGUGGGACGCCGGGCAGCGGCGGUAUCUUGUUGAGCCUGAGGCGACAUCUCCCUCCUAAUUCAUCCCAGCCCAUGAGUGACCCAACAGCUUCAAGGGAGAGAGAUCUCUCUGGCAGCUGCACUGCAGGAGAUGAUAUUUCCAACACCGAUCCGAACGAUUUGAAACCCAAGCUGAUGACCAUAUGUGCAGAGAUGGCUCCUGGAAUAGUUGGCACACAGUCCGUCUCCAGUAGCGCCAGCUCGCUGAAAAGAAAAAAAUCUCAUUCUGAGACUGACGGUCUUGGGAAUGGCGUACGGAAUUCUGCAGAGGAGGACCAGGUCGCCAGUCUCAGCUGUGCAGAAGGGCAACAUGGCCAGUCUGCCCAAAGAGAAGAAGGUGAAGAAAUGGACUGCCAGCAGCCAAGAACUAGCACCAGCUUAGUCCCUCUUUCCGGAGUGAGCUUAAGCCCUAAGAAACGGAAGCUGGUUCUACACAUAGACUUAAACAACACGAUCGUAGUGUCUGAUGCUGUCACUGGUCAGGACCCCAGAGCUGCUCUAAACUAUUUCCUGAGCACUGUGACCUGGGGGGAAAUCAGCCCAACAGGCAAGUGGCAGUGGCUGAGCGAGUCUCCCUCCUUGCUCCCUCCCUGCCCGGGGGCCGUGACUUUUUACUCCCAGUACGGCCGUAACACCCGAUUCACAGACACGCCGCACGGGCGGAAGUUCCGCGAUCUUCUCAAGCGCCACCUGCAGCUUCUGGAGUGGCAGGGGCCUCCUCACCCGCUGCUCUCCACCCCCGGUGAGCGUGGCAAGCACUACCACUUGGUGCUGCCUUCCUUCUUCCGCCUCUUGGAGAGCCUGCACCGGGAAGGGAGGCACUUUGCCGUCGUCUUCCGCACCUUUGGCACGGACUUGGCUCGCGUCCUGAAGGCAGUGCGCUGUGCCCUGGAGGGGGAGCACCCCCACUUCCCUGCGCUGCGGGAUGUCUCGCUGCCGGUGGACAUCAGUCCUGGAACGAUACGUUGCAGCAAGCGAAAGGUGGUGUUGACCCAGGGAGCAGGGCGGCUCUCCAGUGAAGAUGGCGACAGGGAACUGUACCUCUACAUCAGCUCCAGGGAAGGCCUUUGUGGCUUCCAGGAUCACUUUGACUGGUGGGCCAGGAACCAGUUCUCCAGCCGAGGAGGGAAGCCCCUUUGGAUUGACCCUCACGACACAAGCACCCACCAUAUCUGUAUCGAUGACAACAUUCGCCUGAACGAUUCCGACACCAUCAUCCACCCUCGGGUGUUCUCAGGGCAAGGAAGCAGCUGUCUCCGCACGACCCCCACCUCCGAGCUGUACGACAUCUGCCUGGUUCAAACAGACCUCCUGGGGGCCAUUGCCGACCCAAGCUAUUUCUGCCGCUGCGUCCGACGGUGCGAGGAGAACUAUGAGAGCUACCUGGCCAGUGCUGGGGGGAGUUGUUGCACCUAAAGUGGGGCUGGCCUGCGGGAAAGUCUCCCCUCGUGUACCAUGUGGAGUUUGCAAGAGGAGAAUCUUCUGUUUGGCACCUCUCUCUGGGUGUCGGGGGUUCCCACUGGAGUCGCCAUGCUUCCUUUUGCUUCCGGCUCAGAGCCCUGCGUGGGAAAUUCUUUGGUACAGCCUGCAAGCCCAGAAAGCAGGUUUUCUGGUGCUGUCUGAACCUGAUCACCUGAACAGAGGCUUUCUUCCUAUUAAUAUUGAUUCAGAUGUCGGAGGACGAGCUCAUGGAGAGAUGGCUGACCUGGGCAAACCUCUGUCUUGAAGCACUUGCAACUGGCCCGUGGGCCCAACCUCGCUGGUCUCAGCCACAGCGUGGAGAAAAACCGCUGGCCUGUGAACACAGCCCGCCUUUCCAAGCAUUAAACUCCACUCCAGCUGCUCUUGUUUGUUUUUUGCCUGCAGCAGUGGCUGACCCCAGCGCAUAAAACCUAUUGCUAAGUGGGUCCCCAUGGGAGAGGUCCAGGGGUUAAGGCUUUUUUUCCCCUGGCACAGCUGAGCUAACUGAAGUUCGGCUGCUUGUGAAUUUUCCCCGUUUAGAGGAUUGUUCAUCUCUUCCCUGUUCAGGAACAGGACAGCUGCGAGAUCAUCCAGCAACCACCUUCCAAAACCUUUUGCUUUCAGAAACGAGAGCUUCACUUCAUUUCUCUCUGUGUGUGCAUGGACAGAAAGAAGCCGGUCCUCAUGAUGCUAGGGGGAGCUCCUAAGUCCCUGUGGUCCAGGGAAGGUUCUGUGGCUCAGUGGUAGAGCAUCUGCUUUACAUUCAGAAGGUCCCAGGUGUUCAAUCCUUGACAUCUCCAGGUAGGCCUGUAGAGACCCCUUUCUGAAAUCCUGGAGAGCUUCUGCCAAUCAGUGCGGGCACACUGAGCUGGAUGGCGGACAGUCGGAUUCGGUAUUUUUUAUUUGUUUUGUUUCUUCAUCGCUUUUCAUUCAAAUGAAUCCCAAAGCGGCUUACACACAAUAUUCGUUAUUUAUUUAUUUAUUUAUUUAAACCAAUCUUCAUCAACACAAUACACACAAUAUUCAUUCAUUCAUUAUUUAUUUUAUCUAUCUAUCUAUCUAUCUAUUUAUUUUAGCCGAUCUUCAUCGAGAGAUCUCGGGGCAGUUCACGGAAUAAAAUAAUAAAUAAAUAAUAAUAACACGAUAGAAUGUAAAAGCCCAUCACAAAUGCAGCAUAAAACAUAUGGAACAAUUAACAAAUCGCCAGUGAGGCAACGCCGCUAACCGAGCAGCAAACUGAAAAAUUAGCUGAACAUCACAGCUAAAGCAAAAGUUGCACCAUGUGAUGAACAAGCAACACAGCCCUUAUGAGCUAUAAAACAAUAUCAACAACAUGAAUAGAACAGCAGCCAAAACCACAAACUUAGCACUAGGUUCGCGCACAGCCCCAUGGCUCAUAAUCUGCCACUGUCUAGCUCCUUCCUUCUGGAAGCUCCUUGGGCUGGAGGUGGGGCAGCCCAGGUGAAACCAGCCACCCUUGAUGGCAAACAGAGCCUCUCCCCUCUGGAAACAGCUCCCUUGCAAAGGCUCCCAGGGCUGGAGGGUGGGGCAGGUCAGGUGGGAAAAGCCAUUGCCUUGUGGCCAGCAGCGAUUCUCUCUCACACACAUCGUACAGUAUCUCAUACGGCAGCUUCCUAGCUUCCCAUCAGCCCCAGUGAGCCUGGCCCAACGGCUGGGGUGAUAGAUGUGCUCUAAGGACAGCGGAGGGCCCCAUGUUUGCCAUCCUUGCCUCAAUUCUGCUUGCUUGCCCAGCUCUUCCUGUUGUACGGGAGGAGGGUUUUUCUUAAAAAGCAAGCAAGCAAACAAAACCCGCACCCAAUUCUUUAUAGAACAGCGAGAGCAGCCUUCUGACUGUUGUAGCUCUUUGUGGCGAGCUCUUGUGCUAGCAGGAUUCCCACCCACCCCGCCGAGAGGCUGGCUGUGCCUAUUGCUGCUGCUGCAAGGCCACAGCUCCUGUUUGCUGCUUGAAAGAGGAGUUUGACAGAAGAGCUUUACCUCCCCAGCAGCGGGAGGCUGAGCCCAACUCCUUUGCCCAGGCAUUGGCAGAAAGCCGGCAGAGGACCAGCUUGGGGAAGCUAUUGUUCCUAGUCGGCUUCAAGUCUUUUCAGGUUGUACACACACACACACACACACACACACACACACACACACACACACACCCUUUUGCUGAGCUGCUGAGCCAAAUGUAGCAUAAAGUGCGAAAGAGCCUUGAGAGAGCAGGAAUUUUGCUCAUUUGAAGAUUGUCUUGAAGGCGAGAUCGUAGAAUCGUAGAGUUGGAAGGAACCCCAAGGGGCAUCUAGUCCAACCCUCUGCAAUGCAGGAAUCUCGGCAAAAGCAUCCAUGGCAGAUGGCAACCCAGCCUCUGCUUAAAAACCUCCAAGGGAGGAGAGCCCACCACCUUCCCAGAGAGUCCGUUCCACUGUCGAACAGCUCUUACUAGCAGAAAGGCCUUCCUGAUGUUGAGUGAGAAUCUCUUCUUCCCUGUCGCCUGCGUAUGCCACAGAAGAGCUUCCAGCAGGCAGUUUCAAAGUUGGAACAGAAACCCGGUGGAUUUUCACAGACCAAACCAGCUUAUUCCUUUCUGUUAGGUCCAUCUCUAUCGCACCCCUUUUUGACUGUCACAGGCUUUUAGGAAGAGAAGCAUCUCAAAAUAUAUGUUAGAUAUGCAACUAAAGAAACUGCAUGGGCACUAAAUGCUAUCUUGCAUUUGCCUCUUGGAGGUUGUUAUGUUUUGUUUUACCUUUAAAAACUCAUUGGAUGGAUUUGAGGAGGAUACACGGAUCCAUGAUGAUUAACCAUAUUAGGUAAAAAAAACCAACCCCUCCAUAUUCAGAGAUGAUAUACCCCCGGAUAUUGAGCCCUGCAGAAGUCCUCUUGCUUCCAUGCUUUGUUCCUGCAUGUCUCAGUGGCAUCUGUCAGGACAAGGGGUGCUGGGUUCGAUGGAUCCUCGCUUUGGUCCAGCUUGUUCUUUGGCUCUUUGGAAGAAGGGUGCGCCAGAGCCUGGGGAGAAGCCAUCAAGUGUACUUUUCUGGGUGUCAUUCCUGUUCAUAAUGUGUGGAGGAGAAUGCAGUUAAGGGGUUGCCAAGGAGUUGUCAAUAGGAGUAUAGCAUCUAGAUCUAGGGAAGUAAUAGUACCACUGUAUUCUGCUCUGGUCAGACCUCACCUGGAGUACUGUGUCCAGUUCUGGGCACCACAGUUCAAGAAGGAUACUUACAAGCUGUAACGUGUCCAGAAGAGAGCAACCAAAAUGGUCAAAGGCCUGGAAAUGAUGUCUUAUGAGGAACGGCUUAGGGAGCUGGGUAUGUUUAGCCUGGAGAAGAGAAGGUUAAGGGGUGAUAUGAUAGCCAUGUUCAAAUAUACAAAAGGAUGUCAUAUGGAGGAGGGAGAAAUAUUGUUUACUGCUGCUCCAUAGAAGCAGACACGGAGCAAUGGAUUCAAACUACAAGAAAGAAGAUUCCACCUAAACAUUAGGAAGAACUUCCUGACAGUAAGAGCUGUUCGGCAGUGGAAUUUGCUACCAAGGAGUGUGGUGGAGUCUCCUCCUUUGGAGGUCUUUAAGCAGAGGCUUGACAGGCAUAUGUCAAGAAUGCUUUGAUGGUGUUUCCUGCUUGGCAGGGGGUUGGACUGGAUGGCCCUUGUGGUCUCUUCCAACUCUAUGAUUCUAUGAUUCUAAGGAAGCAGAGGGGAGGAGGUGACUUAUUUAGUGCAUAGGAUUCAAGGUGUUGCUGGCAUAAAAGGUUCGUCAAGCAGGCAACAGACAUAACCAGCGUGCUCCGUCCUAAGGGUGUCUGUGUGUAGAUGGGAAAGCAUGGAGAACCAGCCUGAUCCCAUGAAGGCAGCUGCAGAAUCAGCUCAGAUUUCCACCUCGGUCUGAUUUGGGCCCACCCACACAUCCACGCCGAGGCCGGAAAUACGGGUUGGGUGGAUCUAUGCAAAGCGCAAUGCGUGUUUUGAUUCUUCUUCCAGCUUAUAGGGGCACCAGUGCUUGCUGUGUCACCUCCAGCUCCCUUCUGCAGCAGCGCACUGAGUGGCAGCUGGGCGACCCACAAGGGCUUCCCCACCAGCUGAAACCUGGGCACGCUCCUGCUGCUGUGGGCACGGCAUCAGCUGCGAAUGGAAAUGAGUAAUCUCCUGUCUCACAGGAGUAUUAUGGAGAUGCUUGAGGCUCUUGCAGGGCAGUUUGCACAUUUAAAAAGUGUUCUGCAAACUGUCCUCUCGGGGUGACUGAUUCAAGGUGUUUGCCUCCCUAUUUUUGCCCCCAAAGAUACCCAGAAGCGGCUCGCUACCUUGGCUGUUGGCAGCGGCUGCAAUAAUAAUAAUAAUAAUAAUUUAUUUAUACCCGCCCUCCCCAGUCAAAACCAGGCUCAGGGCGGCUAACACCAAUAAAAUUAAAAUAAGACAUAAAAAGCAAUUAAUUAAAAUACAGAUUAAAAUACAAUAUUAAAAUUUAAAAUGCAGCCUCAUUUUAAGUAGUCCAUAAAUCCAAACCAUGAGGGAGGAAAACACAGGGGCCAGACUGAAUCCAACCCAAAGGCCAGGCGGAACAGCUCUGUCUUGCAGGCCCUGCGGAAAGAUGACAAAUCCCUCAGGGCCCUGGUCU